Messenger RNA from Phytophthora nicotianae INRA-310, 963 nucleotides. RefSeq lists its product as hypothetical. The record is from RefSeq and is a predicted model, not a curated record. Bases 1 to 963 code for a protein of 320 amino acids. NCBI's taxonomy places the organism in Eukaryota, Oomycota, Peronosporomycetes, Peronosporales, Peronosporaceae. The transcript has a single exon.
AUGGAUGAUGGCCAAACAGCUAGUGCUCACCUUGAGCACAUGGAAUCGGUUUUGAUGCUGUACAACAAGGACCUGAGCAUGGUACGCUUCCUCAUAGGAGACAAUUGUUCGACCAAUCAGUGUUUAGCAUCAAUGCUCAAGAUUCCUCUGAUUAGCUGUGCUAACCAUCGAUUAAAUCUUGCGGUUAAUCGGUUUCUGGAGGGGUAUCAGACUCAGAUUGACAUGAUUCAAAAUCUGAUGAUUCAACUACGUCACACCAACAAUGCUGCUGCGCUAUCCCGAGUAACCCACCUGAAGCCUAUCAAGGCUAAUGUGACGCGAUGGUCAUCUACAUACCAAAUGCUACAGCGGUACAUGAAGAUACGCGAUGCAAAUCUUACCGUCAGUGCUGUGGAGGAGCUCGUUCCGCGAGGGAAGGGCCACCGGCGCAUUGCUGCGGUGGCCGAUAAGCUCGUAGAGCUUGACAGUGUUUGUGUCAAGUUGCAGGCAAAGGAACGUUCUAUGGCGGAGGUGCGUCUGUUGUUUGACGCAUGUAUGGUAAAGUACCCAGAGAUGAGUGAGUAUUUGCAACCGGCUGCCCAAAUCGUUCACUCCCCCCUCUUUGAGUCUGCUAUUGUGAAAGUCCAGAACGAUCUCCCGCUUUCAUCUCCCGAGCAACAAGAAAUCGAGGCGUUCGUGCUUCCUACAAAUGAAUCAAGCGCUGCAGUGCGUCAUCGAGUUGAUUUUGCCUCAACCGUUCUCCGGCAGGCAAAGAAACGUCGACGCUCCGAGCAUGUUGUCGCUAAGUACGACCCUAUUUUGCAUGAAGUCCCUCCAACAAGCAACGCAUGCGAGCGUCUAUUUUCGGGAUGUAAGCUGGUCUUGACCUCUCUGCGUGCAUCAACCCUGCCUGCAAACAUUGAGGUAAUGAUGUUUUUGAGGGCUAAUAUGGAGCUUUGGAGCAACUCUUCUCGGUUGUAUUGA